Dinoponera quadriceps is the source of this 4412-nucleotide messenger RNA. It is a transcript of the gene ATPCL, whose product is annotated as ATP-citrate synthase. Gene Ontology annotation, cellular component: cytosol. Gene Ontology annotation, biological process: acetyl-CoA biosynthetic process; fatty acid biosynthetic process; citrate metabolic process. The record is from RefSeq and is a predicted model, not a curated record. NCBI's taxonomy places the organism in Eukaryota, Metazoa, Arthropoda, Insecta, Hymenoptera, Formicidae. Gene Ontology annotation, molecular function: ATP citrate synthase activity. Bases 556 to 3819 code for a protein of 1087 amino acids. The transcript is spliced from 12 exons.
GAUAACACAUUACAGUCGAUUACAAUGGCGGGUGUGCACGACACAUGAUUAACCUCUUUGAUGUUCCGUUAGCAGCGAAUUCGCCCUUUCACUUGGCGCGCGCUGUUGACGUUUCGCGCGACGUUUCGUACGGAUGUAGUCACGUUAUCUCAUUCUUCUUUUUAACGCGUGGAAUACACGUCACAAGUGUAAUAACGGAAUUUCCGAAUUAUUCCGAUUAUAACGAACGAAAAUGUAUCUUUUUGCAAGUUUAAUGCUUGUCGCGCGUUACGUUAUUGCAACAUUGAUCAACGUAUUACGCGGACCAUCUCUCCGGGAAUCAUAUUUACGGUAUAUGAGAUAGACGAAGAAAGAGAAUACACAACAUAAAAAGAUCUUCGUAAAAUCAUACGAUAUAUCUUGCGAUAUCACGCGAAGAGACACGAUGCUACAAAUCGCGGUGUCGCAUUGAAAGAGCUCAGUUGGUAGCCGACGAACGAACGAGUGAACAGCAAGGGAAAAAAAAACAGCAAGUUUUCGCGUUUCGUCGAACACGUUUGAAGGCAUUUGGAAAAAAUGGCAGCAAAGGCGAUUCGAGAGGUAACUGGAAAAGAUCUGAUCAAUCGCAAAUUUCCUCCUGGAACAAAAGUAGCAAAGUGCAGAUUUGUACCUAUUACGGAAAAUAUAAAUUGGACCGACGUCGCCAGCGAACAUUCGUGGCUUAAAACAGAGAGACUAGUAGUUAAACCGGAUCAGUUGAUCAAACGCAGGGGGAAACUCGGAUUGAUCAAGGUAAAUGCGGAUUUGUCUAUAGUACAAGAAUGGGUUUCGCAACGCAUGAACAAGGAGCAACGCGUAGGCAAGGCGACUGGAAAGUUGAAAACAUUUAUAAUCGAGCCGUUCGUGCCGCACAAACCAGAAGAAGAAGCUUACGUCUGUAUCUAUUCUCAUCGUAAAGCUGAUACGAUAUUAUUUCAUCACCAAGGAGGCGUCGAUAUCGGUGAUGUUGAUGCUAAGGCUUUAAAAUUAGACAUUCCGGUUGGCGACGAGUUACCCGAUCGAUCAACAUUGAUCGAUAAGCUUCUGACGAAUGUGAUGGACGAUAAAAAAGCGGUGAUCGCCGAAUUCAUCGAAUCUCUCUACAAGUUUUACGUUAAUUUAUAUUUUACAUAUUUGGAGAUUAAUCCGCUCGUGGUAACGGAUACAGCGAUUUAUGUACUUGACCUGGCGGCCAAGCUGGACACCACGGCGGAUUUCAUAUGUAGACCCGACUGGGGAGAAAUCGACUAUCCACCGCCAUUUGGGAGGGACGCUUACCCGGAGGAAGCGUACAUUGCCGAUUUGGAUGCCAAAUCCGGCGCCAGUCUGAAGCUAACGAUUCUCAAUCCGAACGGUCGCAUAUGGACGAUGGUUGCCGGUGGUGGUGCGUCCGUGAUAUAUUCGGAUACGAUUUGCGACUUGGGUGCAGCCGAUGAGCUGGCCAAUUACGGCGAGUACUCUGGCGCGCCCAGCGAACAACAAACUUACGAAUACGCAAAGACGAUACUGAGUUUAAUGACGAAAGAGAAGCGUACCGACGGGAAAGUACUUAUUAUAGGAGGUGGAAUCGCCAAUUUUACCAACGUAGCCGCGACAUUUAAAGGCAUUGUUAAGGCUCUCCAGGAAUAUCAACCUAAAUUGGUGGAGUACAGUAUAAAAAUUUUUGUAAGAAGAGCCGGACCUAAUUAUCAAGAGGGCUUGAGGAUAAUACGGGAAGUUGGCAGACGCCUAGGAAUUCCCGUUCAUGUAUUCGGUCCCGAGACACAUAUGACUGCUAUAUGCGCUAUGGCGCUAGGGAAGAAACCAAUUCCCGAUCCAGAAGCUCAAGAAUUUUCAACCGCCAACUUUUUGUUACCUUCGGGCCAAGACAUCGGGCCGUCAUCUUCGUCAUCCAAAAGUAAUUCGCAUUCCCCAUUAGAGCAGCCUAAACUAAAGACCGCAGAUACAGUAGAUUCAGCCGACGACAGACAACUUUUCAACGAUAAAACGAAAUCCAUCAUUUGGGGCAUGCAAACGAGAGCUGUACAGAGCAUGUUGGAUUUCGAUUUCGUUUGCCGAAGAUCUGAGCCGUCCGUUGCUGCUAUCGUUUAUCCUUUCACCGGCGAUCAUAAGCAAAAAUUUUAUUGGGGUCACAAGGAGGUUCUCAUUCCUGUUUAUAAACAAAUGAAAGACGCUAUGACUAAGCACAAGGACGCCGAUGUAAUGGUCACGUUUGCCUCUUUAAGAUCUGCUUACGAAAGCACCAUGGAAACGCUGCAGUUUCCCCAAAUUAGGACGAUCGCUAUAAUCGCGGAAGGUAUACCUGAAAAUAUGACUAGAAAACUGAUUUUAACGGCGCAACGAAAGAAUGUGACAAUCAUCGGGCCGGCGACUGUGGGAGGUGUGAAGCCGGGUUGCUUCAAGAUCGGCAAUACCGGUGGAAUGAUGGACAAUAUACUUCAUAGCAAGUUGUACAGGCCCGGCAGUGUCGCUUAUGUUUCUCGAUCCGGUGGAAUGUCGAACGAGUUAAAUAAUAUAAUCUCGAAAGCUUCCAAUGGCGUACUGGAAGGUGUCGCAAUCGGUGGGGAUCGUUAUCCGGGAACCACUUUCAUGGAUCACAUAAUGCGAUAUCAAAACGACUCGGAGGCGAAACUGAUAAUAUUGCUCGGAGAGGUCGGUGGCGUCGAAGAGUACGAAGUGUGCGAAGCAUUGAAAACAGGCAGGAUCACCAAGCCGUUGGUAGCUUGGUGCAUCGGCACUUGCGCCAGUAUGUUCAGUUCUGAAGUUCAGUUCGGCCACGCUGGUUCCAUCGCGCAUACCAAUCUUGAGACUGCUUCUGCGAAAAACGCGGCGUUGCAGGCUGCCGGCGCAUACGUCCCGGACAAUUUCGACAAUCUCGGCGAUCUCAUACAAACCGUUUACGAACAGUUGGUGAAAGAUGGCACGAUAGUACCGGAACCCGAAGUUCCACCGCCGACAGUGCCGAUGGAUUACAAUUGGGCCCGAGAGCUCGGCUUGAUACGUAAACCAGCGUCAUUUAUGACGUCGAUUUGCGACGAACGCGGACAGGAGCUGUUAUACGCCGGUAUGCCUGUAACUGAGGUAUUGAAGCAAAACGUCGGCAUCGGUGGCGUCGUCUCGCUUCUCUGGUUUCAGCGUUGCUUACCCCCAACUUACUGCAAGUUCCUCGAAAUGUCGCUCAUGUUAACGGCCGAUCAUGGCCCGGCUGUUUCCGGAGCUCACAAUACGAUCGUUUGCGCGCGCGCUGGCAAAGAUUUAGUCAGCUCUCUCGUCUCAGGACUCCUCACUAUCGGUGAUCGUUUUGGCGGUGCCUUAGACGGCGCGGCUCGUAUGUUUUCCGAGGCGUACGACGCCGGUCUACAUCCGCAAGAAUUUGUCAAUAAUACGCGCAAAAAGGGCAAGCUGAUCAUGGGCAUCGGUCAUCGUGUCAAGUCCAUCAAUAAUCCGGACAUGCGCGUCAAGCUCAUCAAGGAGUACGUGUUGGAGAACUUCCCGGCGAAACCCUUGGUUGAGUACGCGCUGGAGGUUGAGAAGAUCACGACCAGCAAGAAGCCUAAUUUAAUUCUUAAUGUGGACGGUAUUAUCGCCUGUGCUUUCGUCGACAUGCUACGAAACAGUGGUACUUUUACGAGAGAAGAGGCGCAGGAAUAUAUCGAAAUAGGUGCCAUAAAUAGCUUGUUUGUCCUUGGCCGGAGCAUUGGGUUUAUCGGUCACUACAUGGACCAGAAGAGAUUAAAGCAAGGUCUCUACCGUCAUCCGUGGGAUGACAUUUCUUACGUGCUACCCGAGCAGUACAAUUAAAGAUGACCGAAUAACGCAAUGUUAAAUGUCGUUACAAUUAUGUUUGAAGACUGGAAGAUGGAUACAGUGUGAACAAAGACGCGGAGAAGCAGGUGUCUCGAUGUGCACGCGUGCUACGCACGUAGAAGAGCAGCACCUCUCAUUUUUCAGAGGAGAUAUUUUUUUGUAUUAGCUCUCGAAAUUUCUUUUUAGCAAUCACCCAAAUAAUCGGGGAGAGGGCGUCAAAUCGGACGAUUGCAAGAAUUCUUUAACACGACGCGUCCCUGACACGCAAUUAUAGUCUAUUUGGGUACAAAUUUGAAACAAUUCUACUCGAAAUGGUUAUCAAACGCAUUCCAUAGUGUGCAUUUUUUGCUUUACUAUUAGCAGAAAGUUUUAGCGGAUGGCGAUCGUCCGAUGUUUGCUUGGAAACUAAUUAACUAACACGAUUUUUUAAUCGAAACUAUCGUUGGUAUCGUUAUAGAUUAUAAGCCGUGGGAACGUAUCACGAUGUUAUUAAUCUUGUGCACAACUCAAAUACAACUUGCAAAGAAAGUAGACUAUGCUGUAUGUUAUUAAAAGAAAAAAAAAUAUAUAUAUAUAUAUACAUAAUA